Lutzomyia longipalpis is the source of this 1715-nucleotide messenger RNA. RefSeq names its product T-cell activation inhibitor, mitochondrial. Bases 231 to 1691 code for a protein of 486 amino acids. The transcript is spliced from 7 exons. Lineage: Eukaryota; Metazoa; Arthropoda; Insecta; Diptera; Psychodidae. Gene Ontology annotation, cellular component: mitochondrion. The record is from RefSeq and is a predicted model, not a curated record.
UGUGAAAAACACACGUGUGACAGAGAUGGCAAAGUUUUUUUGCUAUUUCACUCAACCGAUAGUGCACGACGCGAACCGAAUGUUUAGCCGAAUCGGCAUUCAUUCGGGUUUUGAUUAUUUUUCCAGAUGGCGCCACAAAUUCCCGUAAAAAUAAACACUUCCUUGUCCGGAAAGUAAACGCGUAGAAGGGUGUUUUUGUCCUCUAGCGCCCCUUUUUCUCAGUCAUUUUAAUGUGGAACUCCUUCUUUGGCAUGUACCGGUGUGGACAACAUGUUUUCCCAAGGUCUGUGUACAGAGGAAGUCUUUCAGGCAGCAUCAGAUUCCUCAGCAAUGCGGAAAUUGCAACUGCUCUCCGGCCAUUCUACUUUGUGGUACAUCCGGAUCUCUUUGGACGCUUUCCAGAUCAGCGGGCAGUGAAUGAAGAAUCCCUGAAACUUCUGAGUGCUCACCUUGAGGCCCUCAAUAAACGGCGAGUGCUUCAAUCGACACCCACCAUACUGCCAUUCUACCUGAGAUCAUCCCAAGCUAAUAAUCCAGGGAAGAUGGUGAGGGUGCCCGUUGAGAGGUCAGCCGAUCCCAAGAAAGUCCUCAAGAAAAUACUCCAAUCGUGUGAUUUGUCCACUGAGUACCUGGAUAAGAUGCCUCAGGCACCGGAGAGACCUGAAAGACGGCGUGUCAAUUACACCUUUACGCAGCAGCAGCAGGAUGAUGUCUUUGAGGAUGAAUUUGUGAUAUUUCAGAACAUUAACAAGGCUAAGGACGACAAAACCCUCAAUGGGUGGAUAAAGAACAAUAUCGACAUGGCGCUACAGCGGAAAAAUAAUCUUUUAGGCCUUCGCGAGGAGAUCAAGAAAUUAGAGGAAAAAGUAAUUGAAAGGCUCAAUUUGAAGGAUCUUCGGUAUGAAUGCGGAUGGAAUGUUGAGCACUACAGAGCCUGCCUUCGUAGCCUUGAAAGUUUAGCAAAUCUUCAUCCAAAAGAUUUGUCUCAUCUCGAAAAUCGCAUCUUGGUGUUUGCUGCCUUCACGGGAAUCAGUCUCGAUGGUCACGUAAUGCUCUUUACAGGCGAUGUUCAGCACAAUUGGAUGGAUUUUAUAAGAAACAUCCCGAAGCAUGAUGCUUAUUUGAAGAAAAUUCCAGCGUAUGAGUACGCCUUGUCGCAAAUAUUGAGAAAAAUCAAAAUUGGACGGAGGAAAUUUAUGCCAAAGACUCAAGCGGGAUUCUAUACAAAUCACCUAAGGAAGGUAACAACAACGCUUCUCGAUUAUUUGGGGAGGCAGCAGUAUCCCACGUCAUGGCCAGAGGAUCUAAGUGAAUACGAGAUUGUGAUAGAAUCAGAAGCUGGACCAUUGAUGGUGAGCCCAACGGGGCAAUUUAUAGCACCCUCAACGUGUCCUGGAUGGAUCCUUGUGGAUUUCAUCACAAACAAUUUAACUGAAGCACGAGAUCGUUCAACACUCUACAAGAGCAAUAAACACGUUGAAGUGGAUCUACAUGAGAAAUGUGUAACUAGUCUGAGGCUAGCGAGCCUAACAAAGGACGACUCUGUGACUCCGGAUAAGAUGAUAAAAUGCCUGGAGCGACUUCUUCCCGAGAGUCAAUUAAACUUUACGGGAUGUGAUGUCUUCAUCACGCACUACUACUCAGUUUUAUCCGACGGGACCGUUUGUAUUCCAUGGGAUUGGAAAUUGUAAAUAAAUUUUAGUUCUUCCAAAGGA